Molecule: messenger RNA, 1272 nt
Organism: Diaporthe batatas
Lineage: Eukaryota; Fungi; Ascomycota; Sordariomycetes; Diaporthales; Diaporthaceae
Exons: 5
Coding region: 1-1272 (423 amino acids)
Source: RefSeq, a predicted model, not a curated record
AUGACGAAACUACCAGAACACUACCUCACCAAGAUGGACCUCUCCAGUAGUCCUGGUGACCGCGGGACUCAACUGUUCAUCGUCAUGAUGGUGGUGCUGGGCCUUGCAUGGAUACUCGUAUUGCUUCGAGCCUAUGUCAGAGUCAUCAUGAUCAAGAACGUCGCGUCGGACGACUGGUGGAUGCUCGCCAGCAUUCUCGCAUACACGGCUUACUCGAUCGUGGCCAUGUGGGGAAUCUUCGACGGGGGUACCGGGAAGCACAUCUCGAAUCUCAGCCUUGAGGAAACACUGGUUGGCCUCAAGGCAUGGUACAUCUGCGAGGUCAUCUACGCACCCAUCUCGGCCAUGGUCAGAACCUCGGUCGCGCUGUUCCUCCACCGGGUGGCUACCGAGGCGCUACACAAGUGGGUGAUAUGGAUAAACCUCGCUGUCAUCUACAUCAUCUCGCUUGUCUUCACAUUCAUCGCCAUCUUCCAAUGCAACCCGCCCUCCUACUUCUACGAGCAGGUGCUGGGGAAACCGGGUGGCUGUAUGAACAUCAAUGUCCUGCCCAACGCCGUAAUCGCACACAGCGUUAUCGGCGCGGUGACCGACCUCGUCUUCGCUGCGUUGCCUGUUGCUAUGCUAUGGGACGUUCAACUGAACAAGAGGACCAAGGUUGUGGUUGCUCUUUUGCUGGGCAUGGGGGCCGUCGCUGGAAUUGCUCUUCUCGUGAGGAUACCCUUUGUCAAAAGGUUGGCGAUUACACCCGACUUUUUGUUUGAGACGGUCGACGUUGCUAUCUGGUCUGUUAUGGAACCAUCGCUCGGGAUUAUAGCCGGCUGCGUGGCAACCUUGCGGCCGCUCUUCAAGAGCCUGGGCUUCGGAAAGCCCACCACGCAGAGGUACGGCUAUGGACCCUCGCACUACGGGCCCUCGGCGGCAAGCGACAGACGCACAUGGGGCUUCGCUCGAAACACAAUGCAGAAACUCAGCGACGGGCCGUUCUCUCCCAGCACCAUCGACUCGUCGCCUCUUGAGCCUGGGGCUCGCGCGCCGUCCACGUCAAAGAAUGACGAAUCGGACAUGGACCUUGAGAUGCAGCUUCAGAUACCGUCGUCCGUGCCGACACCGUACCCCGGAAAAGGCAUCGUGUCAACCAAGAUUGCCACCGGGCUCGAUCUCAUCCUCGGCGGCGACGCUGCCCAUACAAGGCUCGGCGGCGACGCUGCCCAUACAAGGCUCGUCGGGGGCAGGAACUGGAUAAUCAGAACUAUAGAGCACACGAUAUGA